UUCCCUCUAUAUAAUCCCUUCCCCUCUUCUCCAUCCUACACCUCCCCUAUUCAUUUACCUUACCCCCACAAGUUAUUACAACACUAAAGUUUCCCUAAUGGAGCUCGACGUCACACUCGAUUUCGAGGACUACUUCCCGUCGAUGAUGGAGAGGCUCGGAGCGGAGGGGUUCAUAGGUGAGCUCUGCAACGGGUUUCAGCUGCUCAUGGACGGCGAACGGGGGCUGAUAACGUUCGAGAGCUUGAAGAAGAACAGCGUUAUUCUGGGGUUGAAUGACAUGGGGGAUGAUGAGAUCGUUUGCAUGUUGAGCGAAGGGGACUUGGAUGGAGAUGGGGCAUUGAACCAGGUUGAAUUUUGCAUUCUCAUGUUUAGGUUAAGCCCUGGGUUAAUGGUGGAUAAUAAUAUUAAUAGCUCAAGGCAAUGGAUGGAAGAAUAUAUAUGAUUAUGAUGUUAUGUACAU
Molecule: messenger RNA, 460 nt
Organism: Hibiscus syriacus
Lineage: Eukaryota; Viridiplantae; Streptophyta; Magnoliopsida; Malvales; Malvaceae
Product: calcium-binding protein KRP1-like
Exons: 1
Coding region: 98-442 (114 amino acids)
Molecular function (GO): calcium ion binding
Source: RefSeq, a predicted model, not a curated record